AUGCCAAGGCUGUUGGUUCCAUGCAAGGGAACUACAAGGCAUACUCGCAUCUCGAAAACACCAGGGAACUACAAGGCAUACUCGCAUCUCGAAAACACCCACAAAGCACAAGACAGCGGUACCAUUGUCACCUCUUUACCAAGAACAGGCACAAUUUGGCUGAAACCAUCAGCAUAUGCAAUCGUAAACCAUAAAAAUCUCGUGGGCAUCGAUUGCCAGAAUCUCAUCUCAUCAGAUCCUCAUGCACUUGUACCUAUCUUUGAGUACAAGGUAAACGGAACCAGCCAGCUUCCUGACUUCUCUGGUCUUCCAUCUCCUCGACCUUUUACCACUCAUGUUCCAUAUUCACUGUUGCCAGAAUCCAUCAAGAGCAGCAAGUGUCGAGUUCUCUAUAUUUGCCAUAACCCAGGAGUUAAUUUUGUCUCCUUGUGGCGAAUGCAAGUAAAACUAGGCCUAAAUUGCUUGAAGACGCAUUUGACAUGUAUUGCAAAGGAGUCAGGGCAUGUGGUCCAUACUGGAAGCAUGUGUUGGGAUACCGGAAACAAAGCUUAG
Molecule: messenger RNA, 552 nt
Organism: Coffea arabica (coffee)
Lineage: Eukaryota; Viridiplantae; Streptophyta; Magnoliopsida; Gentianales; Rubiaceae
Product: cytosolic sulfotransferase 14-like
Molecular function (GO): sulfotransferase activity
Source: RefSeq, a predicted model, not a curated record